CCCCGCGAUGUCUUUCGAACUAAGCGAACUGAUCGCACUCAGCUGCCCGGACUUGACUGCCCAACCGAACGGCAGCGGCCAGAUCCAGUUGAUGAUCGAUUCGGAGCGACGGCUGAGCAUCAAACAAAUGACGGCCACGGAGCUGGCCAAUAUGCGUGCCGCGGCUGCCGCCGAGGCCGAGGCACGGGCGCGUGCUGAAGCCGAGGCCAAGGCGCGCGCUUUGGUUGAGCAGCAGGCGAGCCUGGCCGCUGAGGUGGUGGCUCAGGCGCGAGCGCGUGCCGCUCUUGAGGCGGAACAGCAGCUGCAGCGGGCCAGGGAGCAGCAGGAGCGCCGUCAAGAGGCAGAGCGACAGAGACAAGCGGAUGCCACGCCCAGUCCAUCGCCCAAGGGCGUGCUGCCGUCCAUUGAGGCGCCGCGCGAUCGCAUCACAUCACUGCCCAACAUCCUGGAUGAUGCCAUGGAAAUGCAUUUGCUGAACGCAAUCGAUGGCGGCGGCGACGGCGGCGGUGGCAACUCGGAUGACUCCUCGCCCACCAAGAGCACUUCGCACCUGGCCGACUCAAUUGAGAUGCUGCGCAUGCAGCGGGCAGCUCGCGCGGCACGCUCCAAGAAUCACAGCCGAGAGCGCAGCAUCUCGCCGGCUGCAGCUCGUCUCCAUGAGAGGAGCGCAGCACCCGACCGCCUGCACAGCUCCAGCAUCAGCAGCAUGGACUCGGCCCGCGCGAGUGGCAGCCGUCGCGGCAGCACGGCCAGCGCCAUGAGCAGCGAUCCGGCUGCGGAGCUGGCAGCGCCGCCCAAGUUUCCAAUCUCCAAGACGGUUUCGGUGCCGAACAUGAGUCGUCGCCGGAGCAGCUUGACUGCACUCUUUCCGGGACCUUCGCCGUUGGUGGCGCCCGAACCGAUGCUGCACACCAAUCCUGAGACGCCGCCGGAAACGGAGGCGCCCGGUCGGGGCGGCCAGGAGGAUGGCUAUCGUGACAUACCCAGCGGCAAAAUGGUGCAUCGCACAAAGACUCCGCCCCCGGUGGGCGCCAAUUUGGGCGUAUGCCUCAAGCGGGUGACAGCGCCAAGCGGCUCGAUUACCAUCAAGCCCAAGGACUCGCCCAUGCUGGGCGUGGUGCUGCGCAAGGUGGAGAAGAAGACGGUGCCCCAAAAGAGCGUGCUGGACGACGAGAAGCCGCUGUAUCAUCUCUCGAUUGUGCGCAGCGACAACAAGGAAUACAAGCCGGCGCCCAAGCCCAAGCCCAAACCAGCUCCGCCGGCGGUGAAGCCAUCGCCGGGCGGCAUUCUGACCGGGCCACAGGUGGUGCGCACUGCCAACCGGCCGGCGGCAGUGGCCAAGCCGCAGCGACCACAGCCCGGGGUGCCAGUGACCAUAACGAAAAUCGAGGGCGAUAAGAUAAUAAUAAUCAAAAAGAUAAUUGUGCCGAAGAACAGUAAGAUACCGGAGCAGUAUCUGCAGGUUGUUGUUUAAAUGAGUCAAGAUGCUGGCAAAGCCGUCGCCGUCAAAUCAACCCAGCUGGAGGCACAGCCCCCAAUGGGCGCCGCUGCCAGCCCCAGCGUCAACGCAGUGAAGCCCAGCGAAGAGGCAUUCGUGUCGUCGUCAUCGUCGCCGUGCAUCAUGCAAAAGCCAACACCGCCGCCCGCGAGCGGCCAACAGUUCUUUCAGGUCGUUUCGCCGCAGUUCGCGUCGGUGCUCUCGUCCAGCUUGCCAGAGACCAAGUGUGCGGUGCGCUCGCCCAUCUCAUCGCCGCUGGCGCUGCGCAAGAAUCGGCCGCUGCUGCCCGCCAGCCCGAAGUCGACGCCUCCGCUGCCGCGCAAGCACCACACCAUGGCCUAUAAUGCGGCCACGGGAACCAUCACGACACCCGCCCGCCCCAUGGCCACCAUAGCCAGCAGUCCAGUGUCCAGCAUAUCGCUGUCGUCGUGCAGCUCGCCGUCGUCGUCGCCGCCGCCGCCGCCGGUGCCGUGUCGUGCACCCAAGCAAAAGGCGAGCACGAGCCAGGGCAAGAUUCCAGGCGAGAUCGACUUGGACAAGCUGCUGCAGCAGCAGCAACAGCUCGAGGAGAAGUCGGCGGCGGCCACCAGCAGCGCCAAGCUGGAUGCCAAUUUCUAUGACGCCGAGAUCGAAAUGAUGAACAAGUAUCUGAAGAGUUUGCCCGACUACAGCGAGCUGGACCGCAAGCUGCAUAAGGAGUUCCAGGAGUGCGAGGAUCUCUAUGACCGGCUCAAGCGCCAGCAGCAACAGCAGCCGCUCACCAAGUCCAAUUCGCAUCAGUCUGUGGCGGCCAAAACUGCGUUGCCAGUGGCUGCCGGCGGCCUAUCGAAAUCCUCCUCGAUCAACUUUGCCAACAAUCUGACCUCCAGUCGGGCACCUCGGCUGGCCUAUCCCUCGAUCUUCGCCCAGUCCAAUGCCAGCGAGCAGCCCAAGCUGCAGCGCAGCAUAUCCAGCUCCAACAUGCCCCUGGGCACGCCCAGUUGCGGGCCGUUGCGCCCACAGGAAGCGCCAAAGAGCGGACUGCAUAGCGACUCGAAUCUGUCGCUCAACAAGCAGCUGAUGAACGACUUCUGGAGCGAGAAUCUCUGCAGCUCGAGCAAGCGGCAGACGCCGAAGCGCACGUUCUGGAACUAUGAGAAGAUCUGCGGUGCCCAGCUGGGCGAUGCUGGGCAGCCCUUCAAGGUGGAUGCCAAAACGGCCAAGAAGCUGGCCAUAUUUGAUCCCACAGUUGCUGAGGCGGCGCAGAAGGAGCUGCAGAAGCAGCAGCCGGUCCAGCAGCAACCGCAGCAGCAGCAGCCACAGCCACAGCCACAUAGCCAUCGCCUACAGAAGAACGCCUCGUUGUCGCACUUGGAUCUGAAGGUCAGGCAGGCCGUGACCAAAGACGAUCUCUACAAGCUCAUCGUAUGCAGCGAACAGUCGCCCACGUCAGCAGCGACGGCGUCGACGACAACGACGACGACGUCAACGCCUUUCACCAGUCGCGUGCCCGUCAAGCAGCAGCAGCAGCAGCUGCAGCUGCAGCAGCAACAACAGCAACAGCAACAGCCGUUGCCAGCUGCUCAGCAGCUGAACAAGAGCGUCUCCAUGACGCACGUUUCCGGCAUUGCGACGGCAGCGACGCCGUUGCUGCGCAGCUCCAGCCGCACGCACAUACCCUGCUACAUGAAGCAUCUGCCAUCGCUCAGCCGCAGCACAUCCAACUCCGCGAUAUUGCUGAGCACGCCAGCCACAGCAGCAACAACUGGGACGACGCAGGCGCGCAAGGAGCCGCCUACAGUAAAACAGCAGCAGCAGCAGCAGCCACAGCCACAGCAGCAGAAGCCAAAUGCUGGCGUGCUGAAGAGCUCCAGCAGCUCGUGUGUGCCGUCGCCACGCUGUGCCGCUGCGCUGUUUCGCCGGCCCACGGAGCCGGCUAAACAGGCUGGCAUUGGUGCGGCUGCGCCGUCGCUGGCCACGCCCAUUGCGGAGGCAACGAACGAGACGAGCGGCUCGCUGGAGCGCAAGUCGGAGAAGAGCAACAGCACUGUGAGCAGCAGCAGCUUCACUGUGACCAACUGCUGCACCACGCAUCUGCCGCAGCUCUCAAAGUUCACCUCAUCCUUUCACAUACCCUCCACAGUUGAGCACAAUGCCAACUUAGAUCAGCCAGCAGCAGCAGCAUCAGCAUCAGCUGUUGCAGCGCCAACAACAACAACAGCAACAGCAGCGGCAGCAACAACAACGACAUCGGCAGCGACAAAGCGUCAAAAAGACGUCGACAACAAGCUAGAGAAAUGUCUAAAUGACAUGCUAAAGCUAAAGAGCAAUAACAACAAUGCAAUUAUGUCACAAUCGCUGACAGCUGAACACAAAGAGGAAAGCAGCGCCGGCGGCAGCAGCAGCAACAACGCCAGCAAAAUCGCCAGCGAAUCGCAAAUACCCGUGCCAGUGCAGCUGUACGAUCCGCAGAAGCCGCUAAUGCAGCAGCAACAGCAGCAGCAGCAGCAGCAGCAGAGGAUGGCAUAUCCCAUAGGCAAAUCCAACUCUACGUCGCAGCUGCCGAUGGGCUAUCAGCGUCUACUGCAACAGCAACAUCAGCCACAGCAACAACAGCAGCAGCAGCAGCAGCAGCAACAACAACAACCGCAGCAGCAACAUUAUCCACAACAAAAGCGUCCAUUUUUAAACUGGAACUCGUUUGCCUGCUCAGUCAUGAACGGCAGCAGCGAUCCCUUCCAGCAGCACCAACACCAACACCAACAGCAGCAGCAGCAACACCAGCCACACAAGCUGCAGCAAUCUUACUCCUCGUCGCAUGUGGCCAAACAGGCGCCCAAGUCCAGCUCCGGCCUGGCCAUGUUUCUGCAAAAGAACACCAACAAGGAGAACAAAUUCGGCCAGCCCCAAGCGCAGCAGCAGCAGCAGCAGCAGCCCCCAGUGGGCACGGCGCCACAGAUGUAUGGCAGCAGCUAUCAGGCACUGAUUAAUAAUGCGAAGCCCGUUUAUCCGCGGACUGGCGCUGCGCCGCUGACCCACUCGGCGUCCUUCAGUGCGGCACAGCGGCCCAGCAUGAUGCAGCCGCAUAAUUAUGGCUACGGCAUGAUGAGUCGCAACUAUUACAAUCUGCCCAAGCAACAGCAGCAGCAGCAACAACUGCAGCAACAGCAGCAGCAGCAACCACAUGAGCGUAAACCACUGCAAACCUUCGAUCCGUAUGCGUACCUCAAGCCUAGUCAGAGCCAACUGAUGCACCCGGUCAAGUACCAGGUGCAGUCGCAGCCUCAACCACAUCCGCAUACGCAGUAUCUGAACGCUUCCGUUGCCACGUCUGGCGUCGGUGCUGGCGGUGCUGCGCUUCAAUACGAUCCAAAUACAAAUACGCAAUUGUUUUAUGCAUCGGCGGGUAUGCAACCACAGGCAGCGCAGCAACCGCACCAUCAGCAGCAGCAGCAGCAGCAACAACAGCAGCCAAUACAACAAAGCAAUUCUGUCAUAUUCAGCCAUACAAAACAACAACAACAACAACAGCAGCAGCAGCAACAAAAUGAAAUGUCCAAGUCCAUUCUCGGCCAGCAUUUCAUCGAGACAGCAAAGCCCGUCAUUCAAGAUGAUGCUGAUGGUCACUUAAUAUACCACAACGGAGACAUUCUCCAUCACAGAUAUAAGAUCAUGGCCACACUGGGCGAGGGCACUUUCGGACGUGUGGUCAAGGUCAAAGACAUGGAACGUGAUUUUUGCAUGGCCUUGAAGAUCAUCAAGAAUGUUGAAAAAUAUCGCGAGGCAGCCAAACUGGAGAUCAAUGCCUUGGAGAAGAUAGCACAAAAAGAUCCGCAUGGUGAACAUCUGUGCGUGAAAAUGAUUGACUGGUUUGAUUAUCAUGGACAUAUGUGCAUUGUUUUUGAAAUGCUGGGUCUCAGUGUUUUCGAUUUUUUGCGCGAGAACAACUAUGAGCCGUAUUCUCUGGACCAAGUGCGUCACAUGGCUUAUCAAUUAUGCUACUCAGUUAAGUUUCUGCACGACAAUCGUUUAACGCACACAGAUCUCAAGCCGGAGAAUAUACUGUUUGUCGAUUCGGAUUACACAUCUCACUAUAAUCAUAAACUUAAUCGAGAAGUGCGUCGCGUCAAGAACACAGAUGUGCGUCUAAUUGAUUUCGGUUCGGCCACCUUUGAUCAUGAGCAUCAUAGCACAAUUGUCUCGACGCGCCAUUAUCGUGCGCCGGAGGUGAUAUUGGAGCUUGGUUGGUCACAGCCUUGCGAUGUUUGGUCUAUCGGUUGCAUUCUGUUUGAGCUAUAUUUGGGCAUUACGCUAUUCCAGACACAUGACAACCGCGAGCAUCUAGCCAUGAUGGAGCGUAUCUUGGGACAAAUUCCAUAUCGCAUGGCACGCAAUCACACUCUUUACAGCAAAACCAAAACAAAGUACUUCUAUCAUGGUAAGUUAGAUUGGGAUGAGAAGUCCAGCGCGGGACGUUAUGUGCGGGACCAUUGCAAGCCCCUGUUCCUUUGUCAACUGAGUGACAGCGAGGACCACUGCGAGCUGUUCAACUUGAUCAAGAAGAUGCUGGAAUACGAGCCCUCGUCGCGCAUCACGUUAGGUGAGGCUCUGCGACAUCCGUUCUUUGAUAGGUUACCACCGCAUCAGCGCCUGGGCGAAAUGAGCAUUAAUAAGCAGCCACUCUCGUCCGGCAGUAGCAGCCGCGAGCGCUCUCACAGUCUGUCCAGAUGAGAAUUACAGCGAUUUGGUUAUUGUUGACAACAGCGACGACGACAUCAACGUUACUCAACACACACAGCUACAAACAUGCGUACACAUACAGUGCGAAGAGUCUUCGAUCAACGUAAUGCAACACAUGAUUGAGCAGCAGACCAGCAACCGGCAGCAACAACAGUAACAAUUACAGAUACAAUAACAUAUAUACUAAUGCUGAUAAUUUAAGUUCUAAAGUCUUAUUUAGAAAUUUUGUAACUUGACUUGUAUAGAAGGAAAUUUCUACACAAAAAUAACCCAGAAUUGUUAAGUAAAUAUUGUUUGUGUGCCGCACGCUCUGCUCAAUUUGAUCCUGUGCAUUGUCUCAUCCCAGCCGCCAAUCGUGUUUUGUUUUGUAAUGAUAACCAAAUCGUGCAUAAUAUAUUUAUAGUGCGUCCUCCUAGCCCGAUACUGACGCCGCCAAACCCAAAUACCUAAAUGUAAAUGCACACAGAAAUGUGCACACUCUUCACUUGAGAUAGAUAAAGAGACCUCCCCCAACACGACUGCAUUGCUUAAAGAAAACUAAACUACAAAUGUAAAUGUACUAUAUAAGAAAUCAAUCGAUAAAGCGCUAGUUGAAAUUCAGAUCCAUGCGCAAGCUGUCAAUUGCCAUGGACUUGCUUCUGUAAUCUGUAAUUAAUCUAUUAUUUUCGAGUGCGUGAGUUGUAAGCUAAUGCAAGCCAUUACACAUACACAGAGCUAACCCCACAUGUAAACCUAUAUGUGUAUGCCAAUAUCAUAUGUAAAGAUCUAUUCGUGUGACACCUCGCCCCGGAGGGUGCCACAA
Messenger RNA from Drosophila navojoa, 7019 nucleotides. It is a transcript of the gene Doa, whose product is annotated as CDC like kinase darkener of apricot. Gene Ontology annotation, cellular component: nucleus. NCBI's taxonomy places the organism in Eukaryota, Metazoa, Arthropoda, Insecta, Diptera, Drosophilidae. Gene Ontology annotation, molecular function: protein serine/threonine kinase activity; ATP binding. The record is from RefSeq and is a predicted model, not a curated record. Gene Ontology annotation, biological process: regulation of RNA splicing; protein phosphorylation.